AUGAAAGCUACAAGGCUGAAUCAUUUAGAAGAAAUCGUAAAGAAAAAAAUUGAGCUUGAAAAACUUCAAGAUAAGAAAAAAGAUCUUGAAAACAUUGCUCUAGUCCUCCCUAAUUAAUAAAGAGCAAAUCUAUAAAGUUUUACCAAAACUAAUUUAAAUAUCGACAAUAAGCCAUCAAAAUUAUUACAAAAACAUUAAUUUAAAUAAUAGCUGGGCUACUAUAAAUCUCUUUAAUAUAUUGCAUUUUGCCUCCACAUCUGAAGCAUUUUAUUUAUUAAUUAUAAUAAUUUAAUAAAAAAUUGUCUAAGCUUAGCUCUUAUUAAAUAACUAAUAAAAAAUAUUCAUUACUAAUUCAGGGAUUAAGAGAAAACACACGCUUGGAAGCGAUUAAAGAAGAACAGGAACGAAGAGAUUAUAAGAGUUUGAAAAAUCUUGAAAGAAUAAUCAGCAAGGCAGAAAAUAUUGAUCAAGCUUUGAAGAGAGGGGAUUUAGAUAGGCAAAACCAAGUAUUGCUUGCAAGCGCACUUGAAGAAGGAGGAGACCAUGCGGAAAAGCAAAGAAAAAGAAUGGUUGAUGAAAUUAUCGCAAAGAGACAAAGGGAGCAGCAGCAAAAUUUACUUGAUCAAGAGCAAAAAAUUAAAGAAUUGAAUGAAGAAAGAUGGAAAAUCCUGAGCAAGCACGAAGAUCUGCUUAAAAAAAAACAAAUUCAUGCCAAAUUAGUUGAAAGAGGAGUUGACUUUUUAGCUGAAAUUGAACUUGGCCAAGCUCCUCCAAAAGAAUUAAUUAUGCAAAAUCUAGGAAAAAUUGAAAUUUCAAGCGAUGAGAUGUAUAAGCCUACACAUGAAAUCCUAUCAGAAGUGAGUGACGAAUUAAACCACUUAGAUGCCAGAAUUAAAGCUCUCACUUUCCCUCCCUCUGUGAGCAAGCAAAAAUUUUGCUCGCUCAAGUAGAAUUUUCUUUUGAUUAAAAACAUUGCUUUUUUAUUUAUCAGGAAUUGAUGGAAGAAAAAGGGUGUGGGACACAAAAAAUCUGCCUUGAAAUUCGAUCAAGGAUUGCGAGUUUGUGACGAAACCUUUGAUGAAAUCAAUUCAAAUUACAGUUUUAUUUUUUUUGGAACUGAUGAAGAGUCAAUGGGAGAAAUUCAUGAAAUUGAAGGAUUUGAAAUUGAUGCUGAAAUCUUGCAAGACUUAGGUUAUGGCGAGGCUGAGGCUAGAGAAGCACUAGCUAUAUGUGAGGGUGAUCUGGAGCAUGCAGUAGCAUUGCUUACGCCAGGAAUCUUAACAGGAGAAGAUGAAUUGGGUGAUGAAGAAAUGCUAGGCGAAGAAAUUGAUGAAGGGGGAGUGAAGGAAUAUGAGAAUUAUAAAGAAGAAAGAGCAUGAGAGGAGAGCAUAAGGGUAAUGAUUGCACAGCGUAACGGAGAAGUUUUGGAUCAUGGAGAGUUGAUGAUGGCUGCAGGAUUGUACAGUUUGGAGUUAAGACUAAAGAAAGAGUAUGAGAUUAAAAAGGAAGAAGACGAAGGGAUGGAAGAAAAGACUGAAGAAGUGAAAAGUAAUAAAAAUGCGGCAAAAUCUAAGAGGGCGCGAAAUGCCAGAAAAGUGAAGAAGGGUCAGAUGAGCUAGCAAUGAAGAAAUGGCAACCCCGGUUAUAAAUUGAGACUCAAUUGAAGUCCUAAGUGAAAACCCAACUGAAAGUCAAACUAAAAACUUAUUUGAACAAAAAUCAGCAACAAGAGAAAGCAAAGAUAAGAAGAAAUUAAAAGGAAAGCCAAAAGAAAAUCCUAAACUAGAAGAAAAAGGAAAAGAUAAGGCUGACGAAGAAGCAGAAAAAGAAGCAAAAAAGAAAGAGGACGCCCGUAGCGCAUGAAAUGACAGAUCUUGAUAGACCAAACGGUGUAGAGUCUAUCGUCAAGGAGGAAAACACGAAAAGUGGUCAAAAAUCCUGGAAAAAAAGGGAAAAAACCCAAGCAGUUAGGUAUAAAUCGCUGAUUAUUAGUGAAAAAACCCAUAAGGGUUUUCGGCAGGCUCUGCCCGCUAUAAUUAAUGAUGAUGAUGAUGAUGAUUAAAAACAGUGUAUAAAAAUUUCUUUUUGUAAACUAUCAAAAUUUUGAAACUAAAAUGCAAUUUGUUAUAAAUUUUUAUUUAAUAUUAAAAUUUUUAUACAGCUUUAGCCUAACCAUAAGCAGCGAGAAAACUUGCUAAUGAGAUGAAAUCGGCUUGGAGGAUAACCUUUUAACUCUCCAAAAUGCCACUCUUUAAGCCGAUUCCUCCCAUCAGCAAGUUUUUCUUGCUGCUUAUGAGGAUAAGGAUGCAUAAAUUUUUAGAUUUUUUAAUUACAAGGAAAUGGCUUAUUUCUGAUAAAAAAACCUUGAAUUUUAACAAUGGUUUUGCUCUCUUACGGAGUAGGGGAGGGUCAGGGACCAGAAAGAAGGAACUUUGAGAUAUAUUCAAUGAAUAAAUCGACCAUAUAAUGGAGAAGCUGACAUAAGAAGAGAAAGACCUGAUUUAAGUCUGGAUACUUAUGUAGCCAUGAAAGAGCUUGUCUAUGAUUUAGUUGACGAAACUUGGCAGAAAAUUGCGAAAUUCGAAAGUGACUUAGAUAUAAUAAACAAAAAUAGAAACUAUUAUGAGCACAAGUCGCAAGUUAUUGAAGGAACACUUGAUUAUCUUGCUAUCCAACAGCUCAUGAGAAUUGUCACACUGCAGUAUGUUGAAGACGUCGUAAUUGAGAUGACAAAUGAUAUAGCAGGGGAUAUCUUAAGUAUUUGCAAAUUUUCUGAAAAUAUUAUGUUCAAAUUUGUUGGAGCUGCUAUAGCAAAACAUAAAAACAUCAAAAAUGAAGAAGAAGUCCCAAAUUACCUCAAAAGCUUAUUGAAAUUAUAA
Molecule: messenger RNA, 2879 nt
Organism: Blepharisma stoltei
Lineage: Eukaryota; Ciliophora; Heterotrichea; Heterotrichida; Blepharismidae
Source: the annotation of a GenBank genome assembly